CUGCAGACUCUCGACGCCCGUUCAGACGCACCUAACCGUUCGCGCACUCGAGUAGCUUAGCGCUUGGUAGUUUUGUAGUACAUACCAUACGGUAGAAUAGACAAAGCUUCCGCGAAAACAGUGUUUCGCACAGAUCCGCUCGCCUCCUCGUCCGAAUAAGCGACCUACGCAAACAUUCGUCGAGUCACAAUCAUCAUCAAACGCCUUCGUUUGCAUAACCGUACGGCCGCGUAACCGCGAUUUCGGUAUUUCGAGACGACGCAGAUGCGUUUAUUACAUUCGCGCUAUUACGUAUUGCGUAACUAUUUAAUAUAUUAUAAUAUUAUACAGUCGGAGAUCGAAGAGUGGGUGCGUGGUUAAUAACCCGUACCCGCGGUCGUCUUUCCCACGCGGGGCAGCGAACGAACCAGACCAGUAAAGGACCCACUUCCAAAACAACAACAACAACAACAACAAAAACAUCGUAUACGUCAUAAUAAUAACGGUCGUUGUGCAAUCACCUCACGGUUUCGAGGUAGGUACACAUUGUCGGGCGACUGGUCUGGUCCCAAACGGAUAAAUGCUUGGCAUUUUGGCGAUGACUUUGGUCUACUUGAUCUCCAGAGAGCAAUUUACUAUUGGACCGUGCAUAUUGAUGACCAUUUUACUGCACUUGUUGGUACUGGCGUAUUCUAUAUUAAGCACAUUCGGGGGCAACCAGAUCGUGGCGGUCAGCCUUAAGUAAUCCUCCCCUCCCCACCGAAACGCGUCGAGUAGCCGCCGCUGUACCGAUAGCGUGGGAUCCCGCCGGGUCACAGUUUUCUCCUCCGCCAACGCGAGAGUUGUGCAACCGCCGCAGCCGCCGACCCGCCCUACGCUCGCGAUUUACGUAACGUAAAGUCGUCGGUCCCCACUCGCCAGACCAACGAUCCGAUCAUGUGCAUACCCAGCAAAUGCAUGCCCCGCAAACCCGACAGACCGUACCUAGACAUCAACUCGGAUCCGAACAUCCCAGACUCGCCGGAAUCGCCGCCGCCGUCACCGUUAACGCACGAGCACCGUUACCCCGUAGCGCGACUUUCGUCGUCCACGUCGGAAUUCUCGUCCUCGGUCGAUUCGGAAGACGGCGAAGACGACCAAGACGACGACGCUCUAUUGAAAGCAUCCAAGUACGUGUCGUGCGAAGUCUUUCACUCGACCAAGCGGCGCGUAGUCAUACGCUAUCAUUAUCACGAUAACAACAGCACCAUGGCCGUCCGGGCGUUCAUUGUACUGGCCGUCCUCGUCCUGAUGACCAAGGUGAUCGCGGACGUCACAUUUGGGAUCGGCGUGGCAGGUCUUGAGAUCGGCCGCGACAAUUCCGACGAGAAGUGCUUGGUCAAAAGACAGUUGCCGCCCAUCGAGCAGGGUAACGUGGUGAUCGAUAAUAUAUUUCAGAUUCCUAUCAAAACGCUGGACGCCGUCGGUACGUUAAUUAAGAACGUUCGGCCUCUGGUGCGCAGGACCCGCCAACGCAUCCAGCAGUAUUACAGCAACGGUCAGCAGCAAAACAGCAACGGUCAGCAGCAAUACAGCAAUGGUCAGCAGAACUACAACUAUUAUGGUCAACAGCAAAGCAGCAACGGUCUGCAGAGCUACAACUACUAUAGUCAGCAGUACAACAGACUAGGACGGCAAUCACGCCAAGUACAAGUGGAAGAUCAGCCGAAGCGGACGAAGCCGUCUAUUGUGGUCUUGCAAUCUAGCAUUAAUUAAAAAUUCGACUUUUUCUAAUAUUUCCUGCGAUUUGUAUAGGAGUCUUGUUGCGAAUCGACUUUUGAAUAUCUUGAGACGAUUUUCUUCGAUAUUUUUACGCAAAUCACUGGCUUAUUCCUACACUGCACGAUUUUUGUUUUGUUUUUUUUUUUUUAUAUGUUUUAGCACAUUUUGUAUUUCUUUCUCUAAAAAAUGCAAAUUCAACAUUUAUGAUUUGCUAUACCUACCUAAAUUUAAUGUUAUAAUGAGUCACGAUAAGCAUAUUAUAUUAUAAUUUAUACAUUAUCACAUUAGGAUUAGGUCAUGUGUGAUUUUCUUCUUUUACGUUUAUUAUAAUGCACUAAGUAUUUUAUUUUA
Messenger RNA from Aphis gossypii (cotton aphid), 2091 nucleotides. RefSeq lists its product as uncharacterized. Bases 916 to 1734 code for a protein of 272 amino acids. NCBI's taxonomy places the organism in Eukaryota, Metazoa, Arthropoda, Insecta, Hemiptera, Aphididae. The record is from RefSeq and is a predicted model, not a curated record. The transcript has 2 exons.